GGCCACUCGUGUACAGCUAGGCAGAAUUCCGGGACGGCUAGGCCUAGUGCAUUAUUUCUCUCAUCGGCGUGGUUUCCGUGAGCGAAGGCGUCACGGGAACGCUUCAAGGAGGCGUUACGCACCAACAGCAUGCGGUCAUCGUUGGGAAAUUCCUAAUUAAAAUACUGUCAUAACUCAGUGUCUCAUGGCCCAAAGAGCCAAGUUUCGUCUCACAACUUCAUUAAUACAGGUUUCAUGGACAGCAGCCAACCAGCAAGUGGGUUCUAUGGUAGCAGCCAUUGAGUACAGGGGGAGCCAAUCAGCACACAGGUGGAUGCAGUUGACCAGGAUAGGCAAGACGCCUCACCGAGAGAAUUACAACUUGCAGCAGCUGUGUAGACAACGAAUCGAGAUGACAAUAGCAGCAGCAGACGAAGAAGAACCACCUCCAAGGGAAAUGAUAGCAAUGCAUUUCCUUACUAACUGCCACUUGGACCUGUUGACGGCAUGGAUGACUUGGAAUCGUCGUGGCAGUUGGGACAGCUACACCUGAAACGUUGGUGAAUACAUGGCAAGAAGUGGAAUAUCAUCUCAAC
Schistocerca nitens (vagrant locust) is the source of this 575-nucleotide messenger RNA. RefSeq lists its product as uncharacterized. Lineage: Eukaryota; Metazoa; Arthropoda; Insecta; Orthoptera; Acrididae. The transcript has 4 exons. Bases 185 to 532 code for a protein of 115 amino acids. The record is from RefSeq and is a predicted model, not a curated record.